Messenger RNA from Eucalyptus grandis, 6789 nucleotides. RefSeq names its product 2-dehydro-3-deoxyphosphooctonate aldolase-like. NCBI's taxonomy places the organism in Eukaryota, Viridiplantae, Streptophyta, Magnoliopsida, Myrtales, Myrtaceae. Gene Ontology annotation, biological process: pentose-phosphate shunt, non-oxidative branch; defense response to other organism. The record is from RefSeq and is a predicted model, not a curated record. The transcript has 6 exons. The coding region runs from base 353 to 4516 and encodes 1387 amino acids. Gene Ontology annotation, molecular function: ribose-5-phosphate isomerase activity; ADP binding.
AUCUUUCCAUCUACACGCCGAAGGCAGCCCACUUGAUAAAAAGCUGAAAUUCUAUCUGCCUUUCAAUAGGACAUUUUACCUCGGGUAGAAUCAACGAAUGUCGCAUUACCCGGACUCUGGCCUCAACGUCCAUUUUUCAGCGUAACUGGACGAAAGAGAUGUCCACCAAGGCAAAGGCCACCUCGAAUCUGACUAGAGUACUUAAUGCUUAAAAAGUCUUUUAUUCACACCCAUCAGCUGGUGCUAUUGUCCCGGACGUAAGGACUUUUGUUUCCUCUCCACUCAAAACACUUCCUUUCAAACUAUUCAGGCACUCUUGUUUAAUCCUCCGCCGCUCCCGGAUCAAGCCAUCAUGCCCAUCGCGGAGCUCUUUCUUGGCGCCCUUCUUCCUGUGCUGUUCCAGAGGUUGGCCUCUCCCGAGCUGCUCGACUUUGCACGCCGUGAGGGGAUUGAUAACCUGCUGAAGAAAUGGGAGAAGAUGCUGAAUAGCAUCAAUCAAGUGCUGGAUGAUGCAGAGGAGAGACAACUGACCAGCACUCCUGGGGUGGAGUCGUGGCUCAAAGAUCUCGGGAACUUGGCCUAUGACAUCGAAGACUUGCUUGAUGAGUUCGCCACAAAGUCUGCGGAAAAUAAUUGCAAGGCACAACUCGGCAACAGCAAGGUGCGCUCCCUUCUUCCGAGUUGUUGCUUCAAAUUGAGCCCGAGAGCAUUUAUGUUUGACCGUAAAAUGAGAUCCACAAUCAAAGAGAUGGAUAACAAACUACAAGAUAUCAUCACUCGGAAAGAUACUUUUAACUUUGGAGAGAAUAAUGGGAAUCGAUCAGCAUACCGUCGACAAGAUAAGCCGCUUCCCACCACAUAUUUGCCCGAGCCUGGUUUUGUUAGUCGGAAGGAUGAAAUAAGCGAGAUCCUUGAAUUAUUGACCAAAGAUGAAGACGAUAGAACAUGUGCAAAUCUAAAAGUGAUACCCAUCGUAGGGAUGGGGGGUGUGGGGAAGACGGCUUUGACUCAACAAGUUUACAAUGAUGCGAGAGUCACUGACUAUUUCGAUGUGAAAGCAUGGGCUUGCGUUUCCGAAGAUUACAACGUGCUUGCUAUCACAAAGAGUAUCCUAGGGAUAACCAACGGUCAUUUGUCCUGUGAAGGUAAGGACUUCAAUUGGCUUCAAGAUAAGCUCAAGGAACACCUUGCGGGGAAGAAGUUUCUUGUCGUUUUAGACGAUGUUUGGAAUGAGAAUUAUGGAAAUUGGACUACUCUAUUGAAGCCUUUUCAAUCGGGAGCGAAGGAAAGCAGGAUCAUCCUCACCACUCGUAACAAGAGCGUUGCUUCAUUAGCCAGUGCUCCACCAUAUUAUCUCAAAGAGUUGUCACAAGAUGCUUGUAUGACUCUGUUGGCAUUUCAUGCUUUCGGAGUAGGAAAUUUCGAUCAUCAUCCAGAUCUUAAAGUAUUAGGCCAUAAAAUAGCGGAAAAAUGCAAAGGGUUGCCAUUAGCAGUAAAAACAUUGGCCGGGCUGCUACGCCAUAAAGUCAAUCCCCAAGAAUGGAAAGCUAUAUUGAAUAGCAAAAUUUGGGACCUAAGAAAUGAGAUCCUUCCGGCUUUGAAACUUAGUUAUCUUCAUCUACCUUCCAAUCUGAGGAGAUGUUUUGCUUACUGUGCUAUAUUUCCAAAGGACUACGAAAUUGAACAGGACAACUUGAUCCAUUGGUGGAUUGCAGAGGGCUUGUUGGAGGUAAAAGAAGCAAAGAACCUUUGGAAUACAGGUUUGAAUUAUUUUAAUGAGCUAGUAUCUAGAUCAUUAUUUCAAAAGUCGAGUAUAAACGGAUCACAAUUCUUGAUGCAUGAUCUUGUGAAUGACCUUGCAAAGCUAGUUGCUGGUGCAACUUAUUUUAGCCCAGAGGAGUUUGAGUUUGAGGGUAAUCAAAGUAAUGCAUCUUUUGCUCGUCAUGCCUCAUUCAUUCCCAGCGAUCGCAUUGUGCCGAAAAGACUCGAGAUAUAUCAUCGAAUGAAAGGACUUAGGAGCUUCAUAUCAUUACGAAAGCCCUAUGGUUGGUUUUGCUUGUCCCAGAAAGUGCUAUGUGACUUGUUGUCGAUAGUAAAGUACUUAAGGGUGCUUUCAUUGAGUCAUUAUCGAAUAAGAGAGGUACCAGAUUGCCUUGGCAAACUGAGGCACCUAAGGCACCUUAAUCUGUCGUAUACUAAUAUCGAAAUGCUUCCAAAGUCGAUUGUUGCAUUAUAUAACCUAGAGGCUUUGAUGUUGCGGGCCUGUGAAUACCUUACUGAAUUACCGAAAGGUAUGGAGAAAUUGAUCAAUCUAAAAUUUCUCGACGUUACCGAUACUCCAAACUUAAGAGCGAUGCCAAUGUAUAUAGGUAAUUUGGUGGGUCUUGAGAUGCUGUCCAAAUUCGUAGUGGGAACAAAAAAUGGGUUAAGGUUGAAGGAGUUAAAAAACUUGAAAGACCUCAAAGGGGAGUUGUGCAUCUCUAAUUUGCAUAAGGUUCAAGAAGUUGGAGAUGCUAAGGAGAUCGAUUUAAUCACGAAGGAGGGAAUAUGUCGGUUAACCAUGCAGUGGAGUCCAGAUUUUGAAAUUUCUCGGAAUGAAGACCUUGAAGCAGAGAUCCUUGACUUUCUUCACCCUCACCAAAACCUUGAAAAUCUCGUGAUAUCCUACUAUGGUGGCCUAAAAUUCCCGUCAUGGUUAGAAAGUCCCCCACAUCUUAACAUUGUGCAUUUACGUUUACAUGGAUGUUGCAAGGCCAAAACGUUGCCAUCACUUGGGCAGCUAUCUUCGCUUAAAGAAAUGUAUAUUGAAGGUCUAAAUGCUAUAUGCACGAUAGGGUCUGAAUUUUAUGGAAAUGAUGAUAGUUCUUUUCCAUCCUUAAUUACUUUGGAAUUCAAGGACAUGCCAUUAUGGGAAGACUGGUCUCAUUGCGUUGGGAUUGAAGAAGUAGGAGUUUUGUUCCCUCGUCUUGAGCAUCUCCUCAUUCAAGAUUGUCCUGUGUUGAUAGGAAAAUUGCCUAGUCAACUAGGCUCCCUCACAAAGCUCGAAAUCAAGUCUUGUCCGCAUAUGGAUGCAUCGCCCUCCGUCAUUAGCCUUCCAUCUCUCAAAGAAUUAAAAUUCAUAAGUUGUAAUGAGAGAGUGCUAAAGAGUUUGGUAAACUUGACAUCUCUAACCUCUCUUGUCAUAGAAGAUGUCUUUGAACUUACUUGCUUAAAUCAUGAGUUUACAAGCUCCCCAGUCAAGCUAGAGGAGUUAUAUAUCAAAAGAUGUGAAAAGUUAACUUACUUAUGGCAAGACAGAGAUGUAAUCCAAAAUCUUGUUUGUCUGAAGAGGUUAGUUGUUGACAGGUGUCCUGAAUUCAUGUAUCUUGUGGUUGAAGAAGGAGAUAUAGACUUGCCUAGCAACCUCGAGGCCAUCUACCUAAGUGAUUGUAUCAAAUUAGAGAAGCUCCCAAGCAAAAUGCACUCCCUUAACUCUCUUAAACACUUGUUGGUCGAAAACUGUCCAAAUCUUGUGUCCUUCCCCGAAACAGGUAUACCGACAUCUAUGAUAUCAUUACAAAUCGAGGGCUACGAUAGGUUGCAACAUUUACCCAGAGGAUUAAAUGUUGACCCGGAUGAACUAGGCAGCAUCAAUACCCGAGGGGACAAGAUGUCUUGUCUGCAAAGUUUAGUGAUCUCCAGCUGCAAUUCUUUGCCAACCACUCUGUUCAGCGGGGGCAUGUUUUUACCUAUAACCCUCAAGAGUCUCGAAAUUUGCUUUUGCCAGAACGUGGAGUCGCUCGCGCAAAUAAAUCUAGCCUAUCUUCAAUCUAUUCAAAAGAUUAAAAUUGUUAGUUGCUAUAAGUUGAGAAGCUUACCCAAAGGCCUAAACACACUCUUCGGCCUCAAAUCCUUGAGUGUGUACCACUUGACUGCACUAGAGCUGGAGUGCUUCCCUCCUCUUCCUCUCGGAAUCUCGACAUUUGAGCUUUACGGUUGUCCGAAGAUAAAAUCGUUACCUAAUCAGUUGCAUCGGCUCACGAGUCUUCGACAUCUGGAUAUUAAUGGGUGUGAGAGUAUCACGCGCUUCCCCAAGGGAGGAUUGCCGCCUCAGCUAGAGAGCCUUUGGGUACUUGAAUGCGAGAAUAUGAAGCAGCCGGUGAGGGAGUGGCUUACCCCGCUCACCUCCCUUCGACGUAUGAUUAUCGACGGCAGCGUAGGAGGAGUGGGAGAGGAGGAGGAUCUUGUGCUUCCGCUCCCUUCCUCUCUACUCGAUCUCUAUAUCAACGAUAUGGGGAAAGUGGAAAGACUGUCCAGCAGUCUCCCUCCCUCUCUCCAGUUCUUAAACUUAUGGAAUUGCCCGAAGCUAAGGGAGUUGCCUCAGGAUGGCUUCCCUCCCUCCCUAGAACUACUCCGGAUCAUGAAUUGCCCGAUUCUGGAGGAGCGAUGCAAGAAAGGGACCGGCUACUAUUGGCCCCUCAUCCGCGAAAUCCCGCAAGUUUCAUUGACUGAUGACCCCAACAAGUCAAUUACUUGAAAAAAAGGAUUCGGACUCUGAAUAUUCUACGCGGAAAAGAUUAGGUAUUUUUAAUGUCUGAGCCUUGGCUCUUUUUGAAGAAGGGGAUUCCAUAGCAUCAAUGACCUCCGCUUUUCCCUCUGUCGUCUCUGCACCUCGAUCGCCUCCCUAGGCUCCGCCUCUCCACUCGGUCGUCAUCCUCACCUUAGAUCACCCCAAGUCUCCAUCUCCCGAAGAUUCCUAUGCCUCUGACAUACUAUUUCCAUUCAAAAAUCAAGAUUACAUUGGAAUUCCCCCUUUGAUGAAGUUUGUCGGUACGGCACAGGGACCCAUGGAAAGGUCUAUGUUAAGUCUAGGAGUUAGAAGGAGGAGGAGGAGAAGCUGCUUUGGAAUCAAAGAUGCAUAGCCAUGGACUCUGGAGACACUGGUUGCCAAAGUUAAAGGGUGAGACUUCAAGAGUUGUUCAAUGAAGAAGGGUGUGAGGCAAAGCUACGGUUGAAUAAAGAUGUGAAGCCUUACAUGUACAUUGUAGAUUUUUAUCUCAAGACUCCAUUUAAGGACGGUCCUGCCACAAGAAAGGAGAUAUCUUCACUGGAGGCAGUGGUGGAGCACAGGUUGUUCUUGGACAUGGCAACCCCUAUGAUUAUGGGGAAUGUGGAAAGACUGUCCAGCAGUCUCCCUUCCUCUCUCCAGGCCUUAUGGAUCUUCCAUUGCCCGAAGCUGAGGGAUUUACCCUAAGAUGGCCUCCCUCCCUCCCUAGAACAACUCUGGAUCUUCAAAUGUGGAAUUCUGCAGAAGUGAUGCAUGAAACAGUAUCGGCACCUCAUCAGCAAAACCCCAGAAAUUGUAUUAUAGGUAUAAUAAAUUUCUGAGCUGGCUAUUUGAAAAGGGUGUGUAUUUUAAUUUUAGACCAAAAAUUAUGUGUACUUAACAAGUGUGUUUUUUCUGUUUCAUCAGAUUUUUAGUGAGCUGAAGCUUUUGGGCAUAGGGUUCAUCUCCUUCCCCAUUGUUGUCUGCACCUCAAUUACCUCUGCUUCCACUCUCCGCUCCAUCGUCCUCACCUCCAUCUCCCUCUUUCUGCACCGCCACUCCUUCAGCUCUCCCACAACAAGGAUGGGGUAUGGAGAAGUGUCUAUUACACUUACAAUCUGGGGCUCAUCAUGAUACUAUUUGGUUCUUGAUGUUGCGAGAAGCUGUUCAAUUUGGGAAUUCUGAUGUUGAUAGGUGCAACUUCAAGUGUUGUUCAAUGAAGGAGGGCAUGAAGCAAAGCUACUGUUGAAUGAAGAUGGGAAGCUUUAUGUGAUGGAUGACUCAAAUUACAUUGUAGACUUGUAUUUCAAGACUCCAAUUAAGGACGGUCCUGCAGCAGGAAAGGAGAUGUCUUCGCUGGAGGGAGUGAAGGAGGAGGGGUUGUUCUUGGACAUGGCAACCACUGUGAUUAUGGGGAACAUGGAAAGACUGUCCAGCAAUCCCCCUUCCUCUCCGGACCUCAUGGAUCUUUCAUUGCCCGAAGCUGAGGGAGUUACCCCAGGAUGGCCUCCCUCUCUCCCUAGAAAGACUCGGGAUCUUCGGAUGUGGGAUUCUGCAGAAGCGAUGCACAAAACGCAAAUUUUUAGUGAGUUGAAGCUUUUGGGCAUAACUAGGGUUCGUCUCCUUCCUCCAUGUUAUCUGCGCUGCAGCUAAAUCACCUACCUCUGCUUCUUUGGCUCUCCACACCAUCAUCCUCACCUUCAUUUCCCUCUGUCACGCCGCCACUCCAUCAGCUCUCCCAUGACAAGGACAGGGUACGAAGAAGUGCCUAUUACAAACUUGGAAGUACAAUCUGGUGCGACUUCAAGAGUUGUUCAAUUAAGAAGGGUGUGCGAGGCAAAGCUACAGUUGAAUGAAGACAGGUAGCCUUACGUGACAGAUAACUCAAACUACAUUGUAGAGUUGCAUUUCAAGACUCCAAUUAAGGACGCCCACUGCAGGAAGGAGAUAUCUCCGCUGGAGGGAGUGGUGGACCAUGGGUUGUUCUUGGACAUGGCAACAGCUGUGACUAUUUCCAGUAAAACUGGUGUAGAUGUGAAGGCGAAGUAACAUUUUUGCCCAGCAGUCACCUUGGUGAGAAUUGUAAUCUUCAUUAGAUUCAAAUAGAUUGUAUCUUGCAUCUUUUUGAUGUGUAAUCAUGUUUAAUUUGUUCUAAACAACUCAAAUGUCCAGAUGGGUCCUCCCAUGCUUUAAGUGUAAAUCAUUCAAUUUGCGGCAGCCCUCAUAACGCUCAUUAUCAAGCCAUUUUGAAUAUACUUUGCUCA